GCGAUAGUCGAAAAUAUUCGACCGUCGUCCAUGCUGUUCGAAGGGAGAGAAGAUCUAGGCUGACCAGAGCCUGAAGGAAAGGUUUUGUAGAGGGCGAAUAGGACAGUCGGCAUGUCUCAAACAGAGAGCCGUGAAGGCAGAAGUGGCGAUCGUGGCAGCGACAGGGAACGGGGCUCCUCAGCUGUGGAAGAAAUUGCCAGCAAAAUGCUGAGGAUCCAAAACAAGAGAUACUACGUGGAUGUGAAGCAGAACUCGCGUGGAAAGUUCAUCAAGCUUGUCGAGGUCCUCAACAAUGGCACCAGGAACAAAAUCAACAUUCCAAUGCCGGUUGUUGGAGAUAUACGCGAUCGCUUAACCUCGUUCGCAGAUUUCUAUGCCCAGCUGGAUCCAGCCCAGACAGGGCAGGUUCCAGAAGAAGGAAAACUCAAAAGUGAAACUCAAAGAAGUGGUGGCCGAAGAUACUACUUCGAUUUGAAAGAGAAUCAAAGAGGACGCUUCUUGAGGAUCAGCCAGCUGACCCAGUUUGGCGCACGUGCCACUCUUGCUUUGCCGGCGCAGGGGAUUGUUGACAUCAGAAACACGUUGUCUGAGUUCCUUGAUCAGCAUGGCGGCGAUGAAGGUGCCUCAGAUGAAGAAGAGGAUGGUGAGCUGCCCCAAGCAAAGGAAAUGCGUAUUGAACGCAAAAGAUUCUACUUUGACUGUGGGCGUAACAACCGAGGCUCUUUCUUAAGAGUUUCUGAGGUGACAAGUAAUUUCCGUAGCUCUAUUACAAUUCCCAGGCAGGGCCUAUCAAAAUUUAAAGACAUCCUUUGUGAUUUAGCCGAUGAGCUGAAUGCAUGAAUUGCUCAGUGAAGAUUUCGUAAGAGAUUGGUAUAAUCAUGGUAGCGACAAAGCAAUCGACAUUACUGAAAAAAUUAAAGACUAUACCAUCAUUUGCUUUAAUGUUAAAACUUAAUGUACUGUUGGCACUUCGGAAUGAUCAUCACUGCAACAAACAGGGGUCACGUUAGUUUAUCAAUUUGGUUGUUGUUGUUGUCAUUGCUGUUGUACUGCUAUUGUUGUUAGUGUUGUUGUUGUUGUUGUUGUCAUUGUUGUUGUUGUUGCUGUCACGUGUGACAUGGGCUUGAUUUUCUAUCGUUGUGGUUAUUAGAGGUAUUGGCAUUCAAAGAUGGUAUAUUCCUUGAUGGUAAUAAUUGGCAAAUAUGGCAUAGAGUGUAACUGUGGGUUGAUAUACGAAUGUACCUUGUAAAGCUUGGUGUCAACCCCUCCAGCCCCAUAAAAAAGCUCCCACCAAAGAUCGGUUGCCUAACACAGGCCCGUUUUUGUACCGCUAUUGCCCUUUGCCAAACAUGGUCAAUUCGAUUCUGUUAUCAAUCGAGUUUGUUUCUGUAUGGAGAUUCUUUUAAAACCCUUCAGAUCAUGAACUGUUUUCCCGGGCUGUCCAUAAUGUUAAGAGACAUUUAAACACGAUACGAAGCAGUUUACACGAUUCAUGGAAUCGUUUUCUAGCAAAAUCUUAAUGAAAUGUUUGCUCUAUAGUUGGCUCCUAGCAUUUCAUUAAAGGUUCUUAGAUGCAUUGGCGACAAAUGAUCGUCUGCGCAACUGUUUAUGUGCGACAAAUAAACAUAGUUAUUUGUAUAAGUGUAUGUCCACCAUCUUCGAUAGCUUGUACUUCCUAACACACAGAUCUUCUCGCUCAGUGACAAACGAUUGGACAGUAAAUCAUGGCAUUCUGUCAGAAUUAUUGUGAACUUCACUACUGUGUGCCCUUAAUCAGGAAAAUUUUCUUUGUAACUGGAAGAAAAAAUUGUAUUCUGAGCAUUAAAAAAAAGUAUCAAAAUCGAUCUGAAACUUUUGAGAUUUUUUUGAUACCAUGCAGGUAACUGAGUGACUUCUAAUGUGCACUUAGUUGAUUGUGUUAAAUUAGUUUAAAAGGUCAUAAGUUUGUUUUAAAAACCAAUCGCCAAAAGUCCUGUAAAUUCUGGUUCCGUUAGUAGAUAUCCACAAAUUAAUAAGCUAAGUUAACAUCUGGACCAUUUGCGACAAAGUGACAAGCCGUUUAAGCCACUUUUAUAAAGUGAUUUGCAUAUAAGAUGCACUGCAUUGACUAUUAGAAGAUAUAUACUUCAUGUAAACAUUGUGUACUCAUUACGUAAGGCACUUAAUUUUGCCUUUAUUUGCCAGAUAUUUUCAUCUUGGACCGUUUUCAUUUGAUUUUGGAUUUGAAAAUUGUGGUUUAAUCAAAUGCACAGAUUAUUAAAGAGUUAAUAACAUGGAUAAAUAAUGUGUGAUUA
This is a messenger RNA of Rhopilema esculentum, 2294 nucleotides long. RefSeq names its product transcriptional activator protein Pur-alpha. NCBI's taxonomy places the organism in Eukaryota, Metazoa, Cnidaria, Scyphozoa, Rhizostomeae, Rhizostomatidae. Gene Ontology annotation, biological process: regulation of transcription by RNA polymerase II. Gene Ontology annotation, cellular component: nucleus. The record is from RefSeq and is a predicted model, not a curated record. Gene Ontology annotation, molecular function: RNA polymerase II transcription regulatory region sequence-specific DNA binding; DNA-binding transcription factor activity, RNA polymerase II-specific; purine-rich negative regulatory element binding.